Messenger RNA from Daucus carota subsp. sativus, 1105 nucleotides. Its product is annotated as agamous-like MADS-box protein AGL27. Gene Ontology annotation, cellular component: nucleus. The record is from RefSeq and is a predicted model, not a curated record. Gene Ontology annotation, biological process: positive regulation of transcription by RNA polymerase II. Lineage: Eukaryota; Viridiplantae; Streptophyta; Magnoliopsida; Apiales; Apiaceae. The transcript is spliced from 8 exons. Bases 80 to 709 code for a protein of 209 amino acids. Gene Ontology annotation, molecular function: DNA-binding transcription factor activity, RNA polymerase II-specific; protein dimerization activity; RNA polymerase II cis-regulatory region sequence-specific DNA binding.
AAACAUUAUCCAUAAUAAUAAGAAAAAUGAGAAGGGGUAGGGAGAUUAUUAGCUAGGGUUGACGUGGAAUCUGAGAAGGAUGGGGAGGAAGAAGCUGGAAAUAAAGCGAAUCGAGGACAAGAGCAAUCGGCAAGUGACCUUCUCCAAGAGAAGAGCCGGUCUUUUUAAAAAGGCUAAGCAACUUUCCAUCCUUUGCGAUGUCCAAAUUGCUGCCGUUAUUAUCUCUAAUAGUGGCAAGCUCUAUGAAUUCUCUCACGCCAAAAGUUUAGCUGCGAUUCUUCAACAGUAUAAUGAUCUCUCUGAGAUAGACGAGCGUGAAGCCACCAUAAUCCAUGAGCCUGAGAACUCAAAAUAUGCAAGCAGUGAGUCUAAGGGAGAUCUCUUACAAAGAGUUGAAAGAGACCUAGCUGAAGACAAUCUAGACCAUCUUACUAUGGAGAAUCUUGCGCAACUGGAGACAGAAAUAGAAACAACAUUAGUUCAAACAAGGGCAACAAUAAUCUCUCUUAAUAAACAGUUGAUGAUGGAAUCAAUAACAACUCUCCAAGAAAAGGAGAAGUUGCUGAGAGAAGAAAACGAGCUCCUGGUGCAGCAGAUUGCUGCAAUGGAGGAUGACCAUAAUAGAGAGGAAGAUACAGACUUGCGCAACCUUGCAGAUAAGGAGACGGAUCGUGUGCCAUGGAAGGAAACACUUAUGUUGCUACGUUAGUAAUAUGUUACAUCUAUAAAUCAAGGACCACUUGCAGGUAGACAUCUGAUCUGAAUGCAUGUUACAGUUGUUUCUAUAUGGCUGUUCAGUAGCUGUGUUUCAGAAGGUAUACAUGUUAUUGUCGGCCCAAGAAAGCACUGCACUGUGCCUUAUGUUUUAACUUGCUGCUUUGGAAAAGAAUAAGACGGGUUUUGUUUUAUUGAACACCGUUGUUUGGACAUGUUAUGGGCUUAUGGCUCCAUAAGGACUCCUGGAACUAAACAAUAAUAAGUAACUGUUUGAGACGAGUGUGUGUUCUCUUUUCUCUAUUCUUCCUAGUAACACUGUUGUUUGGAGAUGUUCUGGCUCCAUUAUGACUCUAUUGGACUCGACAAUGAUAAGGCACUGUUUGUAUUU